GGGGAUAUUGGGUGGUUACAGCAGCAUGGCUGCAUAAAAAUAAAAAGUCAAUGAACGCUGUUCAUUUCAGUGUUGUCGUAAACUGCGUCGCUCUGUCUACAGGUCGUAAAGUGACGAGUGAUGAACUCUCGAAGCCUCAUGUUUGCGACUCUCGGAAGUAGUGGUAAGAGCUCCUCGCCGUGUUUCCGGUGUCGGCAAACUGCGAGGGGAGGAGCCAUAGACUCGCGUACGGGGAGGAGCUACGUCAUCCGCGAGGAGGAAGGUGUCUGCCGCGGCGGACACACUUCAACAAAGAAGCGAGGCGUAUUCUUCGACGUUCUCUCAGUCACUUUCGGAUUGGUUACUUAUCUUCAUAUUUGGAGAAAGCGCCCAGUUAUUCCUGUGGAUGUUUAACUUCAGGAGAAUGAGAUGCUGACUUCGUAACCAAGAAAGAGCCAAGUUCAGUCAUCCAACCUCAAGUCACAACACACCUUUUAAUAUGGCAGCACAGCUGAAAAAACCCUCUGCGGUGUCCGAUGGCCCCCCUGACGCUAAAAGGAUGGACCUUCGAGUGAAUGAGAAAAAGUGCUCUUGGGCCUCCUACAUGACCAACUCUCCCACUGUGAUAGUGAUGAUUGGCUUGCCUGCCAGAGGAAAAACCUACAUGUCCAAGAAGCUGACACGAUACCUCAACUGGAUCGGAGUUCCCACCAAGGUGUUUAACCUUGGCGUUUAUAGAAGAGAAGCAGUCAAGUCGUACAAGUCAUAUGACUUCUUCAGACAUGACAAUGAAGAAGCCAUGAAGAUUAGAAAACAGUGUGCACUGGUGGCGCUGCAGGAUGUGAAGGCCUACCUGGACCAGGAAGGAGGGCAGAUUGCUGUUUUCGAUGCCACCAACACCACAAGAGAACGGAGGGAGCUCAUCCUUGGUUUUGCAAAAGAACAUUCAUACAAGGUUUUUUUUGUGGAGUCAAUAUGCGACGAUCCAGAGGUCAUAGCUGCCAAUAUCCUGGAUGUGAAGGUCUCCAGCCCUGACUACCCUGAGAGAGACAGAGAGAGUGUCAUGGAGGAUUUUCUGAAGAGGAUAGAAUGUUAUAAAGUCACCUACCAGCCUUUGGACCCUGAUGAUCAUGACAUGAGCUUGUCCUUCAUCCAGGUCAUCAAUGUGGGCAGACGUUUCCUGGUCAACAGGGUCCAGGACUACAUCCAGAGUAAAAUCGUCUACUACCUCAUGAACAUCCAUGUGCACUCGCACUCAAUCUACCUCUGCCGUCACGGCGAGAGUCACCACAAUGUGGAGGGACGCAUCGGAGGAGACUCUGAGCUGUCGGCCCGGGGGAAACAGUUCGCAGCAGCCCUGAAGGCUUUCGUGCAGGAGCACCACCUGUCAGACCUGAAGGUUUGGACCAGCCAGCUGAGGCGCACCAUUCAGACCGCGGAGGAGCUGGGCGUUCCGUACGAGCAGUGGAAGAUCCUCAACGAGAUCGAUGCUGGCGUGUGUGAAGAGAUGACCUACCAAAGCAUUCAGGAAACCUUCCCGGAUGAGUUUGCCCUGAGGGACCAGGACAAGUAUCACUACCGCUACCCUGGUGGGGAGUCGUACCAGGACCUGGUGCAGAGGCUGGAGCCGGUCAUCAUGGAGCUGGAGCGCCAAGGCAACGUGCUGGUCAUCUGCCACCAGGCCGUGAUGAGGUGCCUGCUGGCCUACUUCCUGGACAAGAGCACGGAGAACCUGCCGUACUUGAAGUGUCCGCUCCACAAGGUGCUGAAGCUCACCCCUGUAGCUUAUGGCUGUAAAGUGGACGUGUUUGAUCUGAAGGUGGACGCCGUCAACACUCACAGGGACAGACCGUUGAAUCCACUCCAGUCCAACCAACCUGGCACUGUGGUGAGGAGGAACAGCUUCAGUCCGCACUCCAGCCAGGACCAGGUCAAGCGUCCCCGCAUGUACAGUAUGGGCAGCUCCUCCCACGCCCACACAUCUGAGGCCCACGCUUUGCCCAGCAUGCAGUUACCAGAGGGGGCAGAGCUGCUGCAGAGUGAGGAAACUCUCAACGGCUUCAGUGCGACGGAGGCGGACAACUGCGUCCGGAGUUGAAACCAGAGCUCCGGCUCCAUGCCUCCGCCACCUUCACGCUCUACACCUGAGGUUUCCAAAUGAAAACUGCUGUUGGACCAUAAAGGCCGUGCCUCUUCAAUAAAGUUCUCUGAGCUCUUGGGUUUCAGGUUUUGUCUUUAUACUUGUCUGAGUUACAUUGACUGCAAAAGUCUUUGUUACAUUUGGUACGGCUAGUUUGUAAAAAUGACCUUCUUUGCUGUAAAGUUCGGGUGACUUGUGUCCAGUCAGUGCAUUUGUAAAGUGCCUCUUAAUAAAGGACUGUGGGUCAA
This is a messenger RNA of Synchiropus splendidus (mandarinfish), 2367 nucleotides long. Its product is annotated as 6-phosphofructo-2-kinase/fructose-2,6-bisphosphatase 2-like. Gene Ontology annotation, biological process: fructose 2,6-bisphosphate metabolic process; fructose metabolic process. NCBI's taxonomy places the organism in Eukaryota, Metazoa, Chordata, Actinopteri, Syngnathiformes, Callionymidae. The coding region runs from base 479 to 2077 and encodes 532 amino acids. Gene Ontology annotation, molecular function: fructose-2,6-bisphosphate 2-phosphatase activity; ATP binding; 6-phosphofructo-2-kinase activity. Gene Ontology annotation, cellular component: cytosol. The record is from RefSeq and is a predicted model, not a curated record. The transcript has 18 exons.